UAUAUUAAUGUACAUCUCCACAAACACAGGAUAAUAAAAUCCUGACCACCCAUUAAUCGAUACGCCACCAGAAUUAAAUGUAUGUGUCUUCAGAAGACUAAACUGUACAGUACAGUACAUCGCAACGGAAUCGUUCGCCAACCAAUUUUGUAAGAAGGCGGAAGUGUUCAACUCAACCAGUCCUUAUGUUUACGUCGUUUUUACAGAGCUGCAAUGUUUGAAUGUCAAGUUAGUUUGGUGAAAACAGGACAGUUUGGUCAGCUCGCAUGACCUUCGGUUGGGUUGUUCUGACGGUUAACCACUGUCUACAUUAAUUAUUGCUGUCAAAGUCAUUCCAGGUUCAAACAAUGGCGUUAUUUGAGAGAUUGAUAGUUUCCAGUCUUCUAUCGCUCACUGUCACGAAGGCUUGGUAGUUCUUGGGGGAAAUCGGGGUAAGAAUGCAAAGCGACAUGGAAGAAAAAGUAUUAGAAGUAUACGAUGUCAUUCGCUGUAUACGAGACCCUGAGAAACCAAACACAUUAGAAGAGCUUGAAGUUGUCAAUGAGAAAUGUGUUGAAGUUAAAGACCUUGGAGAGGACGAGUACCUCAUUAUCAUCAAGUUCUCUCCGACUGUCCCUCAUUGCUCCCUUGCCACAUUAAUCGGCCUCUGUUUACAAGUUAAACUGCAACGAUGCUUGCCCUUUAAACACAAGUUGGAAAUCUACAUAACUGAAGGAACCCACUCCACCGAAGAAGACAUUAACAAGCAAAUCAAUGACAAGGAGAGAGUGGCAGCUGCGAUGGAAAACCCCAACCUCAGAGAGAUCGUGGAACAGUGUGUCUCUGAGCCUGACGACUGAGCCUCAGGGAGCAGCUCGACCUGCCGCUCUGGCUGCCGCUCUGGCUGCAGCUCGGCCUCCCAGAGGAAAUCACAGCCAUGUUGGAGGGGUUUAGAAUCCCUCUGUGUUUCUGAGGAGAUGUCUGUGGUUGAUCACUGACCUGCUCAUGUGACACUUGCGUCCUGGGAGGUUCUGCUUCUGUCUCCUGACGGAGGUGGGAUGAGUUUUGGGGUAGACGGUUUACCACCAAACGGCACAUACAAGUAAACCCUCCUGGUGGUAUGAGGUCAUUUAGUCUCUGUUUCAUGUUUCUAACUGUCAUAACGGGUAUGGAAGUGCAGUUUGCCAGUGAGGAAUAGACUGUUCAGGAGCUUAAGGAAACGGGUACAAUUCACUAUCACAGUUUAGUUAGUAGCGAACAUGGAAUAAAAUGUUGCUGCACCAGCCAUAAUGAAACCAUGUAGCUUGUUAUCUUGCUGCCUUCAGCUAAAGUAAAACAUUGUAAUUCCUAACUACACGUCCCUAUAGAGGCAAGCUCAUGGUUUAAGGGUGGGUCUGCUGUUGUUGCUAUAAAAUAAUAUGUUAUAUUUGUAUUUACCCAGGGCUCGAUUCAGGGCUUUAAAUCUACUCACAAGUAAUGACUGUUUUAGAAAUGUGAUUUUGUAUAAGAAUGCUGAAAGCACACUACUUCAAUGAUUGCACUGUAAGGCGUUUAUUGAACUGAAACAGCCAGAUGAUAAACCUGCUUCAAGGCAGUUGUGAUGAGAAGUAUUUGUGUGUACGGGUUUCCUUAAUGAAUACUCAAUGGAAUGGUAAAGCAAGGAAGUCUUGUCUAUAACAGUGUUUUCCAAUUAUGUUAAUAAAUUAGCACUUAAAAUUAAA
Molecule: messenger RNA, 1700 nt
Organism: Hypomesus transpacificus
Lineage: Eukaryota; Metazoa; Chordata; Actinopteri; Osmeriformes; Osmeridae
Gene: ciao2a
Product: cytosolic iron-sulfur assembly component 2A
Exons: 5
Coding region: 438-839 (133 amino acids)
Source: RefSeq, a predicted model, not a curated record